Messenger RNA from Pocillopora damicornis (cauliflower coral), 2266 nucleotides. RefSeq lists its product as uncharacterized. The record is from RefSeq and is a predicted model, not a curated record. Gene Ontology annotation, molecular function: ATP binding; RNA helicase activity; nucleic acid binding. NCBI's taxonomy places the organism in Eukaryota, Metazoa, Cnidaria, Anthozoa, Scleractinia, Pocilloporidae.
GGCAUCAAUUUCACGUGUCUGAAGUGUCUGAAUUUGUGUGAGUGUUUUAAGUGCGGUUAACAGAAAGAUUGGAGGAUAUACUGUAAUAUAAAGUUCCUUAUUGAGAACUGCUAUGGAUAGGCAUAUAAAACAGAAGAAAAGGAAAGUGCUCAAACGAAAGAUGCGUCCCAGUGAUUCAGCGAUCGAAAAAGUUGCAAGGGCUAAAAAGGUGAAAGGAAAAAAGGAAAUUCGAGCAUUCAAUGUAUCUGAGGGAGAAUCGAAGACGCAAGGCUGCAGUGUCUCAGAGGAAGAAUCGAUUCCCCAAGAUACUGAUACUGUACUGCCAAAUGAUGAUGGCUUGGAGGCUCCUGUAGCGAAGAAGAAGAAAAAUUCAUAUGAAAGCGUCAGCUUACCAGAAGAUGUUUCAGUUCCAGAUAGUACAGAGUUUCAGUCCCUGAAAGAAUUUGUGAGUGAGAAGACACUUAAUGCAAUUACUGACAUGGGCUUCACAAACAUGAUGGAAAUCCAGCACAAAAGUAUUGUACCACUGCUUAAGGGAAGGGAUUUACUAGGAGCUGCUAGAACUGGCAGUGGAAAAACUCUGGCAUUUCUCAUCCCAGCAGUGGAACUGUUAUACAAGCUGAGCUUUAAGCCAAGAAAUGGUACUGGAGUGAUAAUAAUCUCACCAACAAGAGAGCUGUCUCUUCAGACCUAUGGUGUGGCCUGGGACUUGCUCAAAUACCACAAUCACACAUUUGGGAUUGUUAUGGGUGGAGCCAAUCGCAAGGGUGAAGCAGAUCGCCUACAGAAGGGUGUCAAUUUACUCAUAGCAACCCCUGGAAGGCUUCUGGAUCACUUACAAAAUACGCAAGGUUUUAUUUUCAAGAAUCUCCAGUGUCUGAUCAUAGAUGAAGCUGACAGAAUCCUGGAAAUUGGCUUUGAAGAAGAAAUGAAACAAAUUGUCCGACUUUUACCGGUUCGCAGGCAGACUGUUUUGUUUUCAGCCACUCAGACCAGAAAUGUGGAGGAUCUUGCCCGUGUUUCUCUGAAGAAGUCUCCCCUCUAUGUGGGCGUUGAUGAUCACAGGGAGACUUCAACUGUUGAGGGCCUUGAACAGGGAUACAUUGUGGUUCCUUCAGAGAAGCGUUUCCUGGUGUUGUUCACUUUCCUCAAGAAGAACAGAAAUAAGAAAGUUAUGGUGUUUUUUUCAUCCUGCAACUCUGUCAAGUACCACUAUGAACUGCUGAACUACAUUGAUCUGCCAGUGGCUCAUAUCCAUGGAAAGCAAAAGCAACAAAAACGUACCACAACGUUUUUUGAGUUUUGCAAUGCUACAUCUGGAACUUUGCUGUGUACUGAUGUGGCAGCUCGGGGCCUGGAUAUACCGGAAGUGGACUGGAUUGUUCAGUUUGACCCCCCAGAUGACCCUAAGGAGUACAUUCACAGAGUGGGAAGAACAGCUCGUGGAAAUCAGGGGCGUGGUCAUGCCUUACUUCUCUUAUUACCUGAGGAGCUUGCAUUUCUACGAUAUCUCAAGCAGGCCAAGGUUCCUCUCAAUGAAUAUGACUUUUCAGCAUCUAAAAUAUACAACAUUCAAUCCCAGUUGGAAAAACUGAUAGAAAAGAACUACUACCUCCAUAAAUCGGCUCGAGAAGCCUACAGAUCGUAUUUACAGGCGUACGCCUCGCAUCAACACAAGAGUAUCUUUAACGUGAACGCUCUCGACCUUCAAAGAGUAGCUCCUGCCUUUGGCUUUGUGGUCCCUCCGCGAGUGAAUCUAAAUGUCCACAGCAGUAAAGGAGAGAGAAUUCAGAGACGUGGUGGCGGAGGAGGGUAUGGUACGGGAUAUAAAAGCUCGAAGUUACAACAGAAAGCCAAGAUAUUUAAAAGAAAGACCGGCGAUUCGAGACAAUUCACCAGAUAAAAAUGGAAAGUUUACGGCUUUGACUGCUGAAUAAAGUAUACAUCUGAGCAUGUCCCUGCUUCUUAUAGGAAACAUACAUUUGUGCGCUGAGUAUACUGCUGAGUGUAUUCAAUAAGCAAAUUAUUUAUUUGAGAAAUCAGAAUGGAAGAGAACUGAAAGACUGGUUUAAAUUUUGAAUCGUUUUGUACGUCAUGCAAAACUACAUGUACCUCCAUCAAAAGAAAAAACAAAACAUCUGUUUCGUAAGAUAGGAAAACAAAACAAAAUAAAACGAGUUGAUCGACGAGGAUAGUGAGAAAGAUUAUGAAUGGAAACGAUUUUACGGUGAUAGCAAAUAAAAACUUUUUUUUAAAGAUCAACAAA